Drosophila rhopaloa is the source of this 5521-nucleotide messenger RNA. It is a transcript of the gene Pkc98E, whose product is annotated as protein kinase C. Gene Ontology annotation, molecular function: diacylglycerol-dependent serine/threonine kinase activity; ATP binding. The coding region runs from base 397 to 2595 and encodes 732 amino acids. Gene Ontology annotation, biological process: protein phosphorylation. The record is from RefSeq and is a predicted model, not a curated record. The transcript is spliced from 11 exons. NCBI's taxonomy places the organism in Eukaryota, Metazoa, Arthropoda, Insecta, Diptera, Drosophilidae.
GCCUAUCUUAGCACAUCCCUAACGUUUUUCCAAUAAGAUUUGGCGUGAACAUUUUUAUCAAUAUUAAUACGCGAAACUAAUUUAAAGCCAAUAAAAAAUAAUCAGCAAUGCAACGGAAAAUGCUGGACACUGUGAUUUUGUGAAACAAUUCGAAUUCGUCGAAGAACUAAGGAAAUUCCUUGGGAAAACCAAUCAAUUUAAAACGCUGUGCAAACAGGACCAGGAUCACCAGCCAGCCGCCCAACAGCACAACCACAGCCGAGUGGUCCACCGCUGCUCCCCACAGAAACACACGGACAUCGCACGGAGGACCGAGAAGCGGCAGGAUCAGGAUCAGGGUCUAAGCGGCAGUAGGAUCAGGUGCAGGUGGAUAAGACAGGACCCAGUUUUACGACCAUGUUCACGGGCAAGCUGCAAAUCAAGGUGUGCGAGGCGAGCGGCCUGCGACCCACAGACUUCCAAAAGCGCCACAAUCUCACCUUCGGCAAGCUCACCGACGAGCAGCUCAUCGAUCCCUAUGUCUCCAUAGACGUCGAUGAGAGCCACUUUGAUCGAGCCACCACACGGCCAAAGACAUUCGAUCCUGUUUGGAACGAACAGUUUGUCCACGAUGUGACCAAUGUGAGCAACAUCAACUUGACCGUCUUUCAUGAUGCUGCUCUGCCGCCAGAUGACUUUGUGGCCAACUGCAUCAUCUCCUUUGAGGACCUCAUGCAGAGCGAGACGGCUGUGCAGGAUUUAUGGGUCAAUUUGGAGCCGCAGGGCAAGAUUCACGUCAUAAUUGAGCUGAAAAAUCGCACUGAUAAAGCCAAAGCCGAGGCGGUGGUGGAGCACACUGUGGCCGUCAACAAGGAGUUCAAAGAGCGCGCUGGCUUCAACCGUCGUCGCGGUGCCAUGCGUCGUCGUGUCCACCAAGUGAAUGGGCACAAGUUCAUGGCAACGUUUUUGCGUCAACCCACCUUCUGUUCGCAUUGCCGCGAGUUUAUCUGGGGAAUUGGUAAACAAGGCUAUCAAUGUCAAGUCUGCACGUUAGUUGUACAUAAAAAGUGUCAUCUGUCCGUGGUGUCCAAGUGUCCGGGCAUGCGAGAUGAGCAGCAGACCAAGGUGGAGGUGGUGCCGGCGGGCCAGCGCUUCAAUGUGAAUGUGCCGCACCGCUUUGUGGUGCACAGCUACAAGCGGUUCACCUUCUGCGACCACUGCGGAUCCCUGCUGUACGGGCUGAUCAAGCAGGGACUGCAGUGCGAGACCUGCGGGAUGAAUGUGCACAAGCGGUGCCAGAAGAACGUGGCCAAUACGUGCGGCAUCAACACGAAGCAGAUGGCCGAGAUACUCAGUUCGCUGGGAAUUUCGCCGGACAAGCAGCAGCCGCGUCGCUCCAAGUACUUGAACCAGCAGGGCGGCGAGGACAACUACGGGGCAUCCUUGGGCGGCGACGGGGACGGUGCACCCGGCCAGUCCUUCCGCAGUGGCACCCUAUCGGCGGACAGCCUGGCCACAUCCACCACGACGCUGACCAGUGGCUACAACAGCAGCAGCUGCAUGAGCCUGGCGGUGGCCACCGGGGAGACUCGGCCAGGGAAGUGCUCCUUGCUGGACUUCAAUUUCAUCAAGGUGCUGGGCAAGGGCUCGUUCGGCAAGGUGAUGCUGGCCGAGAAGAAGGGCACCGACGAGAUCUACGCCAUCAAGGUGCUCAAGAAGGACGCGAUCAUCCAGGACGACGACGUCGACUGCACCAUGACCGAGAAGCGCAUCCUGGCGCUGGCCGCCAACCAUCCCUUCCUGACUGCGUUACAUUCCUGUUUCCAGACCCCGGACCGCCUGUUCUUCGUGAUGGAGUACGUGAAUGGCGGCGAUCUGAUGUUCCAGAUUCAGAAGGCGCGUCGAUUCGAGGCCUCACGGGCCGCCUUCUAUGCGGCGGAGGUGACACUGGCGCUGCAGUUCCUCCACACCCACGGCGUUAUCUACCGCGACCUGAAGCUGGACAACAUCCUGCUCGACCAGGAGGGCCACUGCAAGCUGGCCGACUUCGGCAUGUGCAAGGAGGGCAUUAUGAACGGCAUGCUAACCACCACCUUCUGCGGCACGCCCGACUACAUCGCCCCGGAGAUCCUCAAGGAGCAGGAGUACGGCGCCUCCGUCGACUGGUGGGCGCUGGGCGUGCUCAUGUACGAGAUGAUGGCCGGUCAGCCGCCGUUCGAGGCGGAUAACGAGGACGAGCUCUUCGACUCCAUCAUGCACGACGACGUCCUCUAUCCGGUUUGGCUUUCCCGCGAGGCCGUCUCCAUACUAAAGGGUUUUCUAACCAAGAAUCCGGAGCAACGACUGGGUUGCACUGGGGACGAGAACGAGAUACGCAAGCAUCCAUUUUUCAACAAGCUGGACUGGAAGGAGCUGGAGAAGCGCAACAUAAAGCCACCAUUCCGACCGAAAAUGAAAAAUCCACGCGAUGCCAACAACUUCGAUGCGGAGUUUACCAAAGAGGAUCCUGUACUCACACCGAUUGGAAACGACGUUGUGCGCUGCAUCAACCAGGACGAGUUCGCCGGAUUCUCGUUUGUGAAUCCCAAGUUCGGACCGGAACGCAAAGUCUACUAAGGCCCAACGAUCGCAGUUCAUGUUCAAAACCCAGAUUGAUUGGUCGCGAUGCGAUCUGGAGCCCCGAUGAGAUUGGGAAUCCCGGUCGGCGAAGGUGGCCAACCAGAUCGCCAUCGAUCCGAGCUGUCAUCCAGCGUGUAGCGCAUCCCCUAGCACAAGCAGUCUAAUAUUUUUAUUUAUAGUAACUCCCCAUUGUUGUCUGUUUCCACCCGCAGUCGUGGUCCCCGUUUCGUUCCCGGUCCUGCGUGUAGAUCACUCAUCCACAUCCAAGUACCAGUGCCAAUUGUCGAAACUGCUAAGCUUUCAACUUGAAUGAAAGGCGCACAAGGACGCGAAUUCUUUAGCUCAUGUCACCCAAACUUCCCUAAGCCCAAAACCCUUAACCGCUUCAAGCCCCACACCUGUUGGAAUUUAUUUAUGUUGUUUGCCAAGCCCCAAAAAACAAAAAACAGAAUACCCCAACCCCAUCUAGUCAAUGCCCAGUGGCUGAGUGCAUUUUGUUAUUAGUUAUUUAUUGAUUGUUUGACGUGCCGAAUCUCAUGUUUCGCACUCACAGACCGACAGCAUCCAAGCAGAGCUCUAUUUAUGGGAGGCGAGGCACUUGCUCCAAGCGAAUCUCAAGGGAACUUCUAACACAAUAGCCGCAAUGUGCCGUCUGUACUACACACACAAUACAUAUACCAUUAAUUUGGACACACAAAUCUAAUUUCAAUUUGUUUUAUGUAUUCAAAAUCUUGCACAACUUCCUUCUCAAGUAUUAAAGCGAUAUUAUUUUAAAAUUACCUUAUUGUUAUACAUAAAUAUUUAUAGAAAUGAAAAACAAAAACAAAAUGAAGCCAAAAAACACCUAAUACAAACGCAUACAAUUUACCAACAAAGAGAAAGUAAAGCUAACUAAUCAUAGAGAUAAAGCUAAAACCCACAAAGAGAAUGUCUAUAAAAUUCAUAUUAAUUUAUGCUAAACAAAUUAUGAAUACAAACAACAAAACGUGUUUAGUCUGUAAGAGAAAAAGAGGAGAACAAACAAAGUAUAUAUAUAUAUAUAUAUAUAUAUAUAUCAAUAUAUAUAUAUGAACCAUAUAAAUUGUGAAACUAAAGGCAUAUAUAAUACACACAAAAGAAAAACCCACAAACAAACACUUAGCGUAAUGAGGAAAAACCGAACAAAAAAUAAAAUGGAAAUUAUGUGGCAUAAGAAGAUAGGAGACAAACCAAUAUUAAUAUUUAUGUGUUGAUUUUAAAGCCAAAGACUCAAAGCUAAGUUCUAUUCGAAACUGCAUUCAAAUUUAUGAAUAAUGCAUGGAAAUUUGAUCGGUAUCCUUUAAAUGUUAUUACCAUUUUUAUUUACUCCAUAGCGAAUUUUGUGCGGCUAAAUUUGUUUCUGUUUCGAUUUCAGUCUACCACGGCAACAGAAAUUAUGCUAAAAGAAAUCAUUAAUGAAUAUAUAAUAAUAAUUAUAAAGAUGGAAUAGCAAAGGAAGGAUAACAGAAGAUUUAUUAACUAUAAGCAGCGUUGUUAACUAAAAAUCUUAAGGCAAAGGCAAGCAUAAACACACAUUUGUAUGUAAUAAUAAACGCCCAGUGUCUAAUAAUAUUUGUGAAAUAGCAAGCCCAGCGUAAGCGCUAGUUACCCAUUUACAAUUUAAAUGUUAACCCAAAGUAUUUUCAAGAACGCAUUUUACCAAAAAAAAAUAAAAAAAAAAACAAGCAAAAGUAACAAAAAACACGAAGAAUUGAAGGAGGAAGGAGUAUAGGCAAAAUGUUAAAAGCUAUGAAUAAUUUUUUAAGCAAUGCGCCUAAGGGCCGUUGCAAGGAUAGAGGCGCGUUUUCAAUUAAAACUAAAUGAGGAAAAAGAAAAUUAAGAAUAAAACAAGCAAAGUAAAGCAAAACUCCAGCCAACAAGAUGAACUCAUAUGAACAUAGAACCUUAACCAGGGAUCAGGAAUAGGUCAAGGAAAUAGCUUAAAUUCGCUGGUUGUUGUUAAGCAGAGGACAGACAAAAGGGUAAAUUUAAUAGGAGAGAAACAGAAAAGGGAAAAGAACAAAUCGCGUGACCGUAACCUGAGAACAAAACGUAAACUUAUAGGAAAAUGUGCAACCAAAAAUGUUAGCUGUAAGCUCUCACCAAAUAUGCAAAGCUGAACGCUCCCCCCCAAAAUGCCCGCUGUUGUCUCCAUCUACUUACUAAAAACCCGAAUCUUAUAGUGAAUAAAUCAUGGCUUGCCAAAAGGGGUCCUUGAACCAAACUCUGAAUGUACUCACUCGAUCAGCUUAGCUAACUUUUUCUGGAGCCGCGCAGCUCAAGCAACUCAAAUACACACACCCACUUACAUAUGUGCAACUUUUUCAUGUACCUUUCGCAUCUUAGAUACUUAAAUGGAUUAUUAACGGAAGCCCCAAAACAAAUUGUUAACUGAUCUAAGGCAAAACUACACAAACUACUAAGAAAAUAUACUGAAUUAUUUAUGGAACGGCGUACAAAACUAAAGCGCAACAAAGAGAGAGGAGGGUUAGAAAUUGGCCUAAUCAUUGCAAGAGUAAAAAUCUUAAACAGAAAGUAUUCAGAAAAGCACACACAAAAAGCAAAAGAAAAACCAAACUAAAACUGAGAAAAAAAAACGGCAUAAAUAAAGUUUAAGUUAUGUUUAAACAAGAGAUAAAUAACUGUAACGGUAAAGUCGAAAGUCAACAGUUGAUAUGUUGUAAAAAAGCUAUUAAAUAAAAGAAAAAAGCCCAAAAAAAAAAAAAGAUUACCAAGGCAGGCAAGUGAGCGUAAUUGAAUGUUAAAGAAGCUACUAAAUAGAGGUGUGAGCAGAUGUGUGCAAAGAUAACCAAAGAAAGCAAAAUUGAAAACAAGAAAAAUUGAUUUAUAACAUUAAGUGAAAACUAAUUAAUAAAUAAAGAGGUAACACCUAUGAAAAAUGUAA